GAAAAUGAACUAGCCGUUGGGACUCAAAUUCAAAACCGAUUGGGUCACUCCCCCAGAGUCAGAGACAACCAAUCUAUAGCUUUUUGUUUCCCCCAUCAAAACCCUAGAAAAUAGAAUUGAACUCUCUGUAAACGCUCCUUCUUCUCUCUCUACAACACGGGCUCUUUUUUUUUUCUCUCUCGAAACCCUGAGGAGUCUUCAUUGAUUCAUCAGAUUUGAUUUGAUUGGAUCUGAGUAUUCGUGGUUCGACUCUGAUUCGAGGUUUCUCAGGUAAGCACCAGAUAAGGAAGUAGUAUCAUAAUUGUUGCUGUUUUUGUAAGGAGUUUAUUACUUUAGUCUCUCUUGAGAGAAGAGGCCUUGACUGUACUUUUACAGAGUCUUCUUUGAAGUCUUAACUGUCCAGAACUAUACAUCUACAUAUAGUAAAUAUGACAGUUAGAAAUCCUGUUACACCUUCUUCAAAAAUAGAUAGGACACCAGUAUCCACCCCAGGUGGCCCUAAAGCUAGAGAAGAGAAGAUCGUUGUGACAGUACGGUUAAGGCCUUUAAACAGAAGGGAGCAAUCAACUAAAGACCAAGUGGCAUGGGAGUGUAUUGAUGAUCAAACAAUUGUGUAUAAACCACCACCUCAGGAUCGUUCAGCACAACCAGCCUCAUUUACAUUCGAUAAAGUCUUUGGUCCUGCUUGUCAAACUGAAACUGUUUACGAGGAAGGGGUAAAGAAUGUCGCGUUGUCGGCUUUAAUGGGCAUCAACGCAACCAUAUUUGCGUAUGGGCAAACUAGCAGUGGAAAGACUUUCACAAUGAGAGGAAUUACAGAGAAAGCUGUUCAUGAUAUCUAUAAGCAUAUAAUUAAUACUCCAGAAAGAGAUUUUAGAAUAAGAAUUUCUGGGCUAGAAAUCUACAAUGAGAAUGUUAGAGACCUGUUGAAUUCUGAAUCUGGUCGCAAUCUCAAGCUUUUAGAUGAUCCAGAGAAAGGAACUGUGGUGGAGAAGUUGGUGGAGGAAACAGCAAACAACGAUCAGCAUUUAAAACAUUUAAUCAGUAUUUGUGAGGCCCAAAGGCAAGUGGGUGAAACUGCCCUAAAUGAUACUAGCUCGCGGUCACACCAGAUAAUAAGGCUGACAAUAGAAAGUACUCUCAGAGAAAAUUCAGAUUGUGUGCGGUCUUUCGUUGCAAGCCUGAACUUCGUAGAUCUAGCUGGAAGUGAAAGAGCCUCACAGACAAAUGCCGAGGGUGCUAGGCUUAGGGAAGGCUGCCAUAUUAACCUUAGCUUGAUGACUCUCACAACUGUAAUUAGGAAGCUCAGUGUUGGAAAAAGAAGUGGUCAUAUACCCUACCGAGACUCAAAGCUUACUCGCAUACUGCAGCACUCACUUGGGGGAAAUGCUCGUACUGCCAUCAUAUGCACUUUAAGUCCAGCAUUGAGCCAUGUUGAACAAACGCGGAAUACUCUCUUUUUUGCUACCAGAGCAAAGGAAGUGACAAAUAAUGCACAAGUAAACAUGGUUGUUUCAGACAAGCAACUGGUAAAGCAUUUGCAGAAGGAAGUAGCCAGACUGGAAGCAGAGCUACGUACUCCAGAACCAUCAAACGAAAAAGACGCAAAAAUUCAGCAGAUGGAGAUGGAAAUCGAAGAAUUAAGGCGUCAAAGAGAUCUUGCACAAUCACAAGUGGAUGAGUUGCGUCAAAAGCUUCAGGAUGAUCACCAGGGUUUGAAGCCUUUUGAAUCACCCAGCCCAGUGGUGAAGAAGUGUCUCUCGUUUUCUGGGACAUUAUCACCGAAACUUGAAGGCAAGGAGUCAGGAUAUGGUGAUAGAACAAGAAAUACAAUGGUGAGGCAGUCCAUGAGGCAAUCUUCAACUGCUCCUUUCACACUCAUGCAUGAAAUUCGGAAACUUGAACACCUCCAGGAGCAGCUCGGAGAAGAAGCAAAUCGAGCUCUAGAAGUACUCCAAAAGGAGGUAGCUUGCCAUAGACAGGGUAACCAAGAUGCUGCAGAGACUAUUGCUAAGUUGCAAGCAGAAAUAAGGGAAAUGUGUGCUGUCCGACCUGCGCCAAAAGAAGUUGAAGUUGGAAGUGUGGUUGCUGUUAAUAAGAGUGUUAGUGCAAACCUCAAAGAAGAAAUAACCAGACUUCAUUCACAAGGAAGCACUAUCGAAGGUCUUGAAGAGCAGCUCGAAAAUGUUCAGAAAACUAUAGACAACUUGGUAAUGUCACUUCCUAGCAACAACGAUCAACAAUUUAUUAAUGAGGCAGCUCCAAAGGCCAAGAAUCAAUCGAAGAGGAAGAAGUUGCUUCCUUUAGCUUCAAGCGACAGUGUCAACCGCCAAAAUUUCAUAAGAUCUCCAUGCUCACCCCUAUCAUCUUCUCGGCAAGUGUUAGAGACUGAAAAUAGAGCUCCUGAAUAUGACGAUGUUGUGUCCAAUGAAACUAUACCAGCAUCUGAGAAAGAGACUCCAACAAAGAGUGAAGAAGGUGGAGAUGUUUCAUCAAAGGAAGGUACUCCAUAUCGACGGUCAAGUUCUGUCAACAUGAGGAAAAUGCAAAAGAUGUUUCAGAAUGCAGCAGAGGAGAAUGUAAGAAGCAUAAGGGCAUACGUAACAGAACUUAAAGAACGGGUGGCAAAGCUGCAAUAUCAAAAGCAGCUACUUGUUUGCCAGGUUAUUGAGCUUGAAGACAAUUUAGACAAUGAUGAGAGCAUGCCUGAGAUACAAGAGGAACCUCAAGUUCCAUGGCAUGUGACUUUUAGGGAGCAAAGGCAGCAGAUCAUUGAGUUAUGGGAUUUAUGCCAUGUAUCUAUCAUUCAUAGGACACAAUUCUACCUAUUAUUCAAGGGGGACUCAGCUGAUCAAAUAUACAUGGAAGUUGAACUUAGACGCUUAACUUGGUUGCAGCAGCACCUGGCAGAACUUGGGAAUGCAAGCCCAGCUUGUGUGGGCGGUGAUGAGCCUACAAUCUCUUUGUCAUCAAGUAUUAGAGCGUUGAAGCGCGAAAGGGAGUUCCUUGCCAAAAGGUUAACUACACGUUUGACUGUAGAUGAGAGAGAUGCACUGUACAUAAAAUGGAAUGUGCCACUAGAAGGGAAGCAGAGGAGGAUGCAGUUUAUAAGCAAGCUUUGGACAGAUCCGCAUGAUGCCAAACAUGUACAGGAGAGUGCUGAGAUAGUGGCAAAGCUUGUAGGUUUCUGCGAAGGUGGAAAUAUGUCAAAGGAGAUGUUUGAGCUUAACUUUGUGCUUCCAUCGGAUAAGAGGUCAUGGAUUUUGGGCUGGAAUCCAAUUUCAAACCUUCUUCAUUUGUGAGAAACUGCAAUUUGACUGUAAGUACAUCACAUUUAAUUUCUCGUCUUAAUUAUAUGUAUAUGAAUUUUGGAGUCCCCCUCCAAGAUGUUCAAUUCUUUGAAUUUGGUGUGACUAGCUGAGUGCGCUGAGCAUGAUGAGAUUUUGGAUAUUUCGCUAUUGUAAUUCUCAGUUUUUGAAUAAAAAGAUCUAAUUUAUGUGUUGUUUAAAUUAA
This is a messenger RNA of Cornus florida, 3513 nucleotides long. Its product is annotated as kinesin-like protein NACK1. Bases 429 to 3302 code for a protein of 957 amino acids. The record is from RefSeq and is a predicted model, not a curated record. NCBI's taxonomy places the organism in Eukaryota, Viridiplantae, Streptophyta, Magnoliopsida, Cornales, Cornaceae. The transcript is spliced from 15 exons. Gene Ontology annotation, biological process: microtubule-based movement. Gene Ontology annotation, molecular function: microtubule motor activity; ATP binding; microtubule binding.